Messenger RNA from Iphiclides podalirius (scarce swallowtail), 714 nucleotides. Lineage: Eukaryota; Metazoa; Arthropoda; Insecta; Lepidoptera; Papilionidae. The record is from the annotation of a GenBank genome assembly.
AUGAUUGGAUGUAAAAUUGAAAAUGUAGAAAUAGAGGCCUUUGCAGGACUGAAGCACCUAGAAUGGCUGCGGCUAAAUGGAAACAGACUUUCAAAUAUCCAAGAUAACGAGGGGUAUCCAUACGAUUACGGUCUUCCGAAACAUCCUUGUCGUACACCUAUUAUGUCAAACUAUUCUGUAAUAGGCCCCUUUUACCAGACGCUACCCCAUAACAGACCUAAAGGUCAAAAACUUGCGUGCAAGUUUGCCAAGGACAAUGAAUUUAAUACGACUGCAUCAACCUGCCCUAAUUUCGAGGUGCUGAAUGCAAACAACGUGAGGCGUACUUUAGAAGGAUAUCCAGUGCCAAGGAAUCGGCAAAUAGCUUUCGUGGGAAACGGUACAGUUUAUUAUAAUGAAGAGUUUGUUCCAUCGCCUCCUGAGGGUUAUAAAACGGAACCUGUGCAGUGUUGUCCUCAGGAGGCGUGCCCUUCGUGGGUUAGUCCAAAGGGAACAUGUGCCGUGAUGGUUCCUUUAGGGGUUGCUGAAGCUCCUGGCAGAUGUUAUCAGGUCGAAACUAGGUGUGUUGAUACCCAGACAAGUGAUGCUCGACUUCCAGUAGACAAUAGUGAAGGUGUUCUCAAACCACUGCCACAAGUAUCUAACGCUAAAUGUGCAUCCGAUAUCUGUUCCGAAAGCCCAGACGAGGGCUAUGUGGGGGAUGCAAACGAUAUG